UUUUCGAGUAAGGCGACCGUCAGAUCAACUGUUUGACUUUCCCUCCCCUUUUCGAACCGUUCGCCGGCCGUCAGGAUAAAACAGGAGACAAAAACAAAUGACUCCCAGGAAAUUUAUUUGUUUUAAAAUGUCAAAAGAAAAUAUACAAAAGAAAAUAGUUAUUAAAAGCUUGAGAAAAUACAACACAAUGUCCAAAUGUGCACUUUAUGGAAUUGUCGUCAUCCUUGUCUUCUUAUCAUCGAUGGAUUUAUUUGUCGGACGCGUUGUGGCAUUUCACCAACUUCAGUCGUACGUCGCCGAGGGAUAUUUGGGAAUAAGAAAAUCGGCCGAUGAUUUGAUGGAGGGACCAAUGAAGUCGACGAGACGCUGUUUCCCCAGCUGCGGAUUCCUGCAUCCUCAUCUGCAUCCUGCGUCGAUGCUGCACCCUCGUCGUCACUUAUUUUGCGUCGAAUGGGGGGGGGGCGAAAAUUGGAAAAUUAUAUGCCCAGGAGAUGUAGACGUCGGGGCAGAACCGGUUGGGUGUUGCGACGUGACGUGUGGAACCGCGCGUGCCCCCUCCAAGCCUUGGGACGUCUUUUUAUUAUAUUCCACAAGGCCGAUGUCCCUUCAGUUCUUCCCUCACUGGCCAUACAGCUGUUCCUUCGACGGGGCUGCGAUGGAGGGGAUGAGGGCUAACUGCUAUGGGGUAGUUGUUGCCUCAGUCCGAAUGGGAUGGCCGUCAAAGAAGGCAAGGAUGUGGCCACCAACAACAACCAUGUGUACCAUCCUAUUACCGAGCUAGUAUCGUUCCAGCCGAAGAGAAGCCGAUUCAAGUUGUACGCACCGGUAAUUAUGUACCCGAGGAAGCGGCGGUUCGUGUACCUACUGCUGUUCUUCUCCAUUAGCUUUUCAUUCGGUUUGAUGUUCUUCACGAAAAGGCCGGUCGACAAGUGUCAACGGGGAAAGCAGCCGUUUCCCGAAAUGGUCACCGCGGAUAUAAAACCCAAGGCGAAAAUCUCCGGUGGGAAGAAGUCGCUCCUUUUCGUUGGGGUGAUGACGGCGAAGAAAUAUUUGUCGACUCGGGCCACGGCCGUAUACGAGACUUGGGGUCGAAAUGUUCCCGGUAAGAUAGAAUUUUUUUCCUCCGAAUGGUCCACCGCCCCUAGCAACAGACCGGACCUGCCUCUAGUCGCGUUAAAAGGCGUCGACGACUCAUAUCCUCCGCAGAAAAAGUCUUUCCUCAUGCUUCAGUACAUGUGGGAAAAUUACGGAGACGAAUUCGAGUGGUUCUUAAGAGCGGACGACGACGUCUACAUCCGGCCGGAUAAAAUCGAACCCUUCUUGAGGUCCGUCGACUCCAGCAAGGCUCUGUUCAUCGGCCAGGCGGGCAGGGGCAACCAGGAAGAAUUCGGCUUACUCAGCCUCGAGUACGACGAGAACUUCUGCAUGGGCGGCCCGGGUGUAAUCAUGAGCAGGGAAACGCUCGCCAGGGUGGCACCUCACGUCAAAUACUGUCUCAGGAACCUCUACACGAACCACGAAGACGUGGAACUGGGACGAUGCGUCCAAAAAUUCGCAGGGAUACCAUGCACUUGGUCCUACGAGGUAUGUAAUAUUUUUUUCACAGUUUCA
This is a messenger RNA of Cimex lectularius (bed bug), 1611 nucleotides long. RefSeq names its product chondroitin sulfate synthase 1-like. The transcript is spliced from 4 exons. Gene Ontology annotation, cellular component: membrane. The record is from RefSeq and is a predicted model, not a curated record. NCBI's taxonomy places the organism in Eukaryota, Metazoa, Arthropoda, Insecta, Hemiptera, Cimicidae. Gene Ontology annotation, molecular function: glucuronosyl-N-acetylgalactosaminyl-proteoglycan 4-beta-N-acetylgalactosaminyltransferase activity. Bases 98 to 781 code for a protein of 227 amino acids.